Spirodela intermedia is the source of this 2199-nucleotide messenger RNA. NCBI's taxonomy places the organism in Eukaryota, Viridiplantae, Streptophyta, Magnoliopsida, Alismatales, Araceae. The record is from the annotation of a GenBank genome assembly.
AUGGAAGAAUUAGAGGUUACUUCAAGCCCCCACUCUAGCAUGCCCCCUCCCUGUGAGGAGUGCGGCCAGAACGCUUGGAAAUACAGAUGCCCCAGCUGCUCCAUCCGCACCUGCAGCCUCCCUUGCGUCAAGUCCCACAAGGCACGCACCAGCUGCACCGGUCAGAGGAAUCGUACCCAGUUUGUUCCCCUCUCUCAGUUCAGCGACGAUCUGCUCAUCUCUGGUGUGUGUGUGUGUGUGUGUGUGUUUCUCUCUCUCUCUUCCUCCCUUCCUGCAAUAGUUUCUUAUGCAUGGAGCCAAAUUUUCUCGCGUUUCUAUCUGGUUAUUCAUUAACUGUCUAUCACAGAUUAUAAUUUGUUGGAGGAGACUUUGAGGGUCACAGAAUCUGCCCGCCGGAUGAGGGGCAUCACUGGUGGUUGCCCGGGUGGGAUGGGCAGACACUCAGGCUUCAAGCUGCGAAUGCUCGGGGUACUCCGUAAGGCUGCUUUUCGGAGGAAAGUACGGCUCCUGCUGCUACCGGCUGGCAUGUCUAAGAGAGAGAAAAAUCACUCCCGAUAUGAUCGCAGGUUUGCUGCUCUUCCAAUGUGUUUCUGCAUCGACUUACUUGCUAAAGUCUACUCUAAUUUGACCAAUGAAGAAAUUUUCAUUUUCUGCUAGCGUUAAUGCCCUUAGUGAAUCUUUAGCCAAUCCCUUUCAUUACAUGAUUUCCUCUCAUAUAGAUAGAUAUAGGAACUAUGUGCCUUCUAUAAUCCUGACAAAUUCAGUUCCUAAUAAACUUUGCUUUGGCUUUCCUUUAUCUCCCCAACUUUUUCUUUUCCCCGAUUUUGUUCAUCAUUGGGAAUCUCAGCUGUUGCUUACCGUCCCAGUUUCAGGUCAACCCUCUGGUUCGAGAUGUUAGUUCAUCACUUGGAUUAGACCUAGAAAAUUGUAUGCAGUGAUGCUGCACGUCUUGGCAAUAUUACUCUCUCUCUCUCUCUCUCUCCCUCUAACCUGCCACGCCUACUUUCCAACCCAAAAUUAUGAUUAGUUCUUUUAUGUGUUUGUUUAAUUGACCUGGUUGCUGAUGGUUUCGCUCUGAAUUAUUAAAAGUAAGUCAAGAUCCAUCAUCCAACUACAUGGCUUUCAUACAAUCGCAUCAUUUGCCGGCGGCAUCGAGAACUAUCUCCAAUUGCUGUAUUUCUUGUUCAUUUCAGGACCAAAUCCAUAUUCUGGACGAUCGAGUGGCAUUUCCAUUCGACGGAUGUCGUCCUGACUGACCGCAGGUGAGCUGUAAAAUAUUUUUGGCCAGUAUUUAACCUCAUAAUAUUUUUUAUUCUUUAUCCUGAAUCAUUAAACAUCGAGAACAAAAAACCCACAUUUCUGUAGUAAUCGAUUAAGCAUUAAUUGAGCAAAAAAUUAAUAUCAUCCCCAUCAACAGUGUCGAUGAGCGCAUGAACCUGAUCUCUGUAAUGGGGAAGCACCUCAAACCCACGCCGUGGAAUCACAAGCUGAGGCCUUUCUGCAACGAAAGGAUAGAAGACCUGAAGUUCUUCCUCCAGAAGGACCCCAAGGUACCCUUAUCUUUUCAUUCCACCCAGAGCAUUAGCUCGUCCGCUGGGAACUCAUCCUUCUGGUUCGUCUCUGCCGCAGGAUCCCAAGUCCCCCUGUCUCCAGCUGAAUCCGGCGGCUCCGAUGGGUCCGCAGAUUGCGAACAUCACCGUGCUGGAGUACCCCGUCGUCCUCGUCUACCUCCCGACGCAGAGCCACGACUUCGAGGUGGAGGUCGUCAAGGGCUCGCUGCCAUCCUCCCACAGCGAAGAGGCCGCAGACGGGCGGCGCAGCCCGGAGGGCGGCGGCGGCGGCGGCGGCGACGGCGGCGGCGACGGCGUCUUCUUCCGGGAGGAAGAACUCGAAGAACUCGAGGACGACGACGCCUCCGGCGGGACGCGAGUCCUUGAUCUCGGGGCCGUCGGCUCUACCACGCCGGCGGUGGGAGCGCCCGGCGGUGUCGACCCUCCGCCCAGCUCCUCCGUCGAUGGGUGCUUCGACUUCGAGCAGGAACUGAGGGACGCUUACUCUGAUCUGAUUGGGGAGGUGAACCCAGAUGAUUUCCUCUGCCUAGACGGGGAUUUCGGCGAGGGCGACGGAGUGGGAGAGGCGGUGGCGAUGGCUGCCUACUGCGAUGGGCUGCUCGAAGAAGGGGAAAUCCCAGACUUUUGA